Messenger RNA from Physella acuta, 1517 nucleotides. Its product is annotated as prostamide/prostaglandin F synthase. Gene Ontology annotation, molecular function: prostaglandin F synthase activity. Gene Ontology annotation, biological process: prostaglandin biosynthetic process. Lineage: Eukaryota; Metazoa; Mollusca; Gastropoda; Physidae. The record is from RefSeq and is a predicted model, not a curated record.
CUGCUGUAGAUUUUAUAGUUGGACUUUGAGCUUAGUUUACAUAACAUUCUGUCGGGUAAACACAUUUGUUUACUGCACUAGCUUCCAAAACGUUGCGAACAGUUAUUAAGCAUACAAUGGAGCCGUCUAAGAUUGCGAAAAGUCUUGUUAAAAGUGUCUCAACUGGUGAGAUGGUGGCUCUAGAAACCUUCUGGAAAGACUCACCGGUUGUUCUGACCUUUCUGCGACGAUUUGGCUGACAGUUGUGUAGGCUGGGAGCUCAGCAGAUUAGCCAGUUGAAGCCUCGGCUUGAUGCCAGUAAUGUUAAAUUAAUUGGCGUUGGCCUUGAGGAACUGGGUGUGGAAGAAUUUGUGAAAGGGGAAUAUUUUAAAGGAGAUUUGUAUAUUGACCUUAAAAAAGAAUGUUACAAGACUCUAGGAUUCAGGAGAUUGAAUGUUUUUACCAUGAUUCCAGCCCUUGCAGGCAAAAAAACAAGAGAUUCCAUAUCAGAGAGUCGUAAAGAAAAAGUGGAGGGAAACUUUGCUGGGGAUGGGUGGCAAAAUGGUGGCACACUGGUCAUUAAUACUGAUGGUAAAGCUCUUCUGGCCUUCAAGCAAGAGUCACCAGGGGAUCAUGUGGACCCCAACGAAGUUCUAAAGGCUCUGGGUAUUGCAGGAUCUGUUGAGGUUAAACCUCACACUGUUGAAUGUGGGGAGGAGGCAUGUGCCCUGCCCAAGAAAAAGUAAACGAGUCUCGUUGUGACAAGGUCAAUCUAAAUCUCAUUCAGUCAUUUUAUAGCUGUUAUUUAUCUUUAUGAAAUGUCAGUAUUCUAUAGCCAUUGCAUCACUUUUUAAAAUUACCUGGUGUUCAGAGUGAUAAGUUAUUUUGUUUAGCUUGUAGAAAAAAAAAUGUUUGUUUAUUCAGUGAUUAGUAAUUUUUUUUAGCUUGUAGAAAAAAAAUGUUACCUUAGUAGUUAUAAACUGAAAUGUUUCCUUCCAAAUUGAUAUCACAAUCACUGAAGGUCAUAACCACCGAAACUUAAACAGAUAAUUUAAGAAUUUCUUUUGAAAAAAAAUUGAUUUAUGAUUCUUAAGAAUGAUUUCAUGAUUUUAUACUGAUCUCAAUCAGAACUAUCUCAGAAAAUUUUAUUUGUCCCUUACAAAUGUGAUUCCACAAUCUCCGUAUCAUUUUCUAUAUAUUUUUUAUAUGCUCAAUGAUUUUUCAAUUACAUUUUGUAAUUUCUCCUGUCAAAAAAAUGUAUUUAAAAAAUUUUUUUCUUGUAUUUUUAUACCUACAUCUUGAACUUUAUCCUGCAUAGUUUGGAAGUUUUGGAUAGUUAGUUUAAAUGAUGAUGAUCUUAAAAAUCUUCAUGAUGAAGGUCAUCAGAUAGACUAAACUCUACACUUACCUGUAAAGUUUAGUAAUUGACUUUCCAUUUAACUUCCCUGGCUACAGUAAAGUUUCUGAUGUAGACUUUCAAUGUAUUUUUUUUACUUUAUACUUGACAGUGAUUGCAAUAUUAAAAGUUGUUUAAUACA